Messenger RNA from Etheostoma cragini (Arkansas darter), 3146 nucleotides. It is a transcript of the gene dclre1b, whose product is annotated as DNA cross-link repair 1B. Gene Ontology annotation, biological process: interstrand cross-link repair; protection from non-homologous end joining at telomere; double-strand break repair via nonhomologous end joining. The transcript has 5 exons. Bases 140 to 1978 code for a protein of 612 amino acids. The record is from RefSeq and is a predicted model, not a curated record. Lineage: Eukaryota; Metazoa; Chordata; Actinopteri; Perciformes; Percidae. Gene Ontology annotation, molecular function: damaged DNA binding; 5'-3' DNA exonuclease activity.
AGAAGAAGAAACUAGGAAGAGGCGAUGAGCAUUAAAUUAAAAACAGAAAUGGCGGUAUCCAAAUAAACUGCCGUUAGAAUCUGUGAACAUGCAACAGUUGAUUGUGAUGUCGAAGGAUAUCCACUGAAACUUAGCGACAAUGUCGGUCAACGGGAAAGUUAUCCCGAACACUCCGCUGGCUGUGGACUUCUGGUAUGUGCGGAAGUGUCCAGGCACACGGCUGUUUUUCCUGUCCCACAUGCACAGCGACCAUACUGCGGGUUUGACCUCCACCUGGAGCAACCGUCCCAUCUACUGCUCACCAACCACUGCAGCUCUGCUCACACUCAAACUGCAGGUGAAAGAACAGUGGAUCCAUCCAUUAGAGCUCGAUGAGCCCUACCUGUUGCCACUGGAUGACAUUGGCAAGGAGAGGCUGACAGUCACACUGAUAGAUGCCAACCACUGUCCAGGGGCUGUCAUGUUUCUCUUCGAAGGCUACUUUGGCUCUAUACUGUACACUGGUGACUUCCGAUAUACUCCCUCCAUGUUGCGUGAGCCGUGUUUGAGGAACAACACCAAUAUAGAUGUCCUGUACCUGGACAACACCAACUGUGACCCCAACCGCACCCUCCCCUCCAGACAGCGAGCCACUCAACAAAUCAAAGAGAUCAUCCGCAGCCACCCAAACCACAAUGUAGUCAUAGGCCUGUAUGCACUUGGUAAAGAGUCCUUGCUGUUGGAGCUGGCGAUGGAGUUUAAAACCUGGAUUGAGGUGAGCUUUGAGAGGAUGGAGACCCUCAAAGCCCUGGAUCUGCCUGACGUCUUCACCACUGACCCAGGAGCCGGUCGUAUCCGAGCAGUGGAGCAGUCGGAGGUCUGCUCUGCUACUUUACAGCAGUGGAACAAAGAACAACCCACUUUGGCCAUCUUGCCCACCAGCAGGCCCCUGGUCUCCUAUCACUCCAACAUCCACGUGGUACCCUACUCCGAUCACUCCUCUUACCAAGAGUUGGAGGAUUUUGUUUCUGCAAUUAAACCGACCUCCCUUGUACCCAUUGUAGGAAACCAUGUACCUGGAAGCUUCUCUGCUUUACUGCCCAGCAAAAAGCGACAUGAAAUCCUGGUGCCUGAGUCAGUCAGACAGUACAUGUUGAGACAGCCUGAGAGGCAACUCAGCUCGUCAUCGUACACCAGCCUUCACCGCAGACAUUUCCGACUUCUUGCUCCCAAAGGGGUGUUAUUUGAGUCUCCUGUACAUGGAUCCAGGAAGUCAUGUGAAGAAGCCUUGGAGGCGGAGUGCCUGCAGCAGGAUGCUUCGGAGGAAGAGAUGGACACAGAAAGUACUGAAAAUGAUUCUGACUGCGUCCUUGUUGACCUGAGCAAGGAACACACCCCUAACAAAAACAGAAGAGGGUCUGGAGACAUGUGGAGUCUCAACAUCGUCCAGGCAGGGUCUGAAGAUAUGGUGGUGGGAGAGUCUCUGCCUUUCAGUCAAUUCAGCCAAAGUAACGUUGCUCCAGUGGAGAUUCUGACAAACGCCAAGGCGUGCCUGAAGCCUGCAUGGAGCACAACAAGGCCUUUAGAAAGAAAAGCCAAAAUAAUCAACAAGUCGGCUUCAAAUGAAAAUGGCCGCAGCCAGCAUAACAAACAUGGAAAUGUUCAGAACAACCACACAUUGUCAGGCGGUGAUAGCAUGACUCAGCACAGAGGACAUGGAAUGGAUCAGGAUGGUGACGCAAUGUCCAACGACCAAAUGAACAAGAGCGUCGUGACAACCAUGCAGGGCCGCCUCGACAACAAUUUCUGCUCUUCAUCUAGCUUCCAGACUGAGCUGAAGCAGGAGUACAUAGAGGAGCUUGAAAACAGAAUUUUAAAGGUUCUCCCCUUCAUAAACGAGGACCUUAUGACAUGGGGCCUCCUGGAGAAGGACUUUGUGCAGCAGUUUUGCCUCUCUCCUUUAUGUGACGCAAGAGAGGAUGACCUCUCUGACAGAUAAUGUGACCUGGCAAGUUUUUGUCUUGCUAUUAAGAUCUUUUUAGUUUCGUGUAAAUAUGAGCACUUUAAAUCCAACGUACUGUUUUCUCAUUGGUAACUUCCUUAUUUAUAAAAUUUUCCCUUCUGUUGUCUCCACGUUGUGUGGGUGGCUUGGAGUUUAGGAAAGCAGGCCAACCAGUAGAUCAAAUUAUCAUAGACAAGGAAUAUUUGCCAGAACCAACCAUCUUGAAACACUGGUAUAUUUUUCAUUCUUCCUUCUUGAGCAGUUGAAAAUGUGCCAUACGUUAGAUCUGCCUUUUUCACUUUCAUUUGUAUACCUUUUUAAAAAUUCAUGGCUAAAUUUGAAAUUCUCAAGACUCCUGUCAGUUGUUUCUCUUCUGUAUAAUGAAUAAUGGUAAUAAAGAUUUUUGGUGAUUUUGGUAUAAUCUGUAUUUGGACUGAUGGACUUUACAAUGGAUUGUCUUUGUUUAUAACUGUAUGCCUAUCUGAGGGUUGAGAAGAUAUAGUACAAAAGGAAGUAUUUGAAUGAUAAUACACAUUUUUCUGUGUCCUUAAGCAGCUGCGCCAGUUUUUUUUUGUUACUCCACAAUUAAAGAUAAAUGAUUGUAAAAACAUCUUUAGUAAGUGGGCAUACCGAUUUACAAUAUGUGUAAUUGUUGGGGGGAAUGACUUCUCUUAAUUUACAUGCAUGUGUAUUGAAAAGCAUAAUAGCUUAAUGUGUGUUUCAGUUGUUUUUGCUUCCAUUACUAUGUUUCCAAUCCUAAACUUUGCCUGUUGGACUAUAGUGCUCUACUACUCUUAUCGACCUGUGAACAUUGUGAAGCAUCACUUUGCCUUUUUACUCUUGCUGUAUUUAAUUUAAAAUGUAAAAAUAUUGCCUUUUACUUACACUUGUUUGUGUAGUAAUAGGAAACCUAUGUUUAUUGUGAUGAUUUACUGUACACUGUAUUUACAUUUGUCUCGAAUUUUUGAGCAAAACAGCAGUGUUUGUUAGAAAAAGGAAAAUGUUCCUCUUCCAAAAUAAUAAUGUCUUGUAGAAAUAUAAGCUUCUGCUGGGCUUUAUGGUCAAAAUCCUUUAUUCUAAUAUAGGUAAUUAAUCUCUGAUAACAAUAUGUAACACGGUUUAGCAUGUUUUCUGGAUCAUUCAAUAAAUAGUCCAUAUAAAAUAA